GACGAUCGUAUGUGAUCUUCAAUAAUACCACCUAUUAUACUAUUUGUCGGAGUAUUUUUUUGUCUUCUAAAUGCGACUUGCUGCAAGAGGCGUAGGCGGCUUUUCGUUCCCAAUAAAAACCAUUAAAAAGAAACAAAAAAAAACACUAUAAAAAGAACACAUUGUGUCAUAAACUAACGUAGUCUGUCCAUCAAACGAAUUCUAUCCCGUCUCUCUCCGUUCCAAUCAUCCCCUCCUAGCCUCUGGCUCAUUCAUUUGAAAUAACAGAACAUCACGAUGGCCAGAGGAGGAGAGGAGCUCACGGUCACUUUGUUGAAUAAGAGUGCUGAGAACGGUGCGGAAGAGGAUGAGUUGGGGUUGAAGGAGAAGGUUUGGAUUGAAACAAAGAAGCUUUGGGUAGUAGCGGCGCCGGCUAUCUUCACGAGGUUCUCUACGUUCGGAGUUUCGAUGAUAAGUCAAGCUUUCAUCGGCCAUCUUGGACCUAUCGAGUUAGCCGCUUACUCAAUCACCUUCACCGUUCUCCUCCGUUUCAGUAAUGGUAUUUUGUUAGGCAUGGCCAGUGCACUAGAAACGCUAUGUGGUCAAGCUUACGGAGCAAAACAAAACCAUAUGCUCGGAAUCUAUCUCCAAAGGUCAUGGAUCGUCCUCACAGGUUGUACCAUUUGCCUCACCCCCGUUUAUAUCUUCUCGGGCCCUAUCCUCUUAGCCUUGGGUCAAGAGGAACGCAUUGUCCAUGUGGCUCGGAUCAUAGCCUUAUGGGUCAUAGGCAUCAACUUCUCAUUCAUACCAUCAUUCACGUGCCAAAUGUUUCUCCAAGCUCAGAGCAAAAACAAAAUCAUUGCUUAUGUGGCUGCAGUCUCGUUAGCCGUCCACAUGUUCUUGUCGUGGCUCCUAGUGGUUCAUUUUGAUUUUGGAAUCACCGGUGCUAUGACCUCGACGCUCGUUGCGUUCUGGUUGCCUAACAUUGCGCAGCUCUUGUUCGUCACUUGUGGUGGGUGUAAGGACACGUGGAGAGGAUUCUCUAUGAUGGCUUUCAAAGAUUUAUGGCCCGUCUUCAAACUAUCCAUGUCUUCCGGAGGAAUGCUAUGCUUGGAGUUAUGGUAUAACUCGAUCUUGGUACUACUCACUGGAAAUUUAAAAAACGCAGAGGUGGCUCUUGACGCACUUGCAAUCUGCCUCAACAUAAAUGGAAUGGAGAUGAUGAUAGCACUUGGUUUUUUGGCAGCAGCAAGUGUAAGAGUGUCUAACGAGCUCGGUAGUGGAAACUCGAAAGGAGCCAAGUUUGCAACAUUGACAGCCGUUUUCACGUCACUCUUUAUAGGAAUAGUUCUGUUCUUCGUUUUCUUGUUUCUAAGAGGAAAAGUGUCCUACAUUUUCACGACAAGUGAAGCUGUCGCAGCAGAAGUUGCCGACCUUUCUCCACUUUUAGCAUUUUCCAUCCUCAUGAACAGUGUUCAACCUGUUCUCUCAGGAGUUGCUGUUGGAGCAGGAUGGCAAGGAUAUGUUACUUACGUUAACCUUGCUUGCUAUUACCUUGUCGGAAUUCCUACUGGUGUUAUCCUGGGCUACGUAGUCGGUUUGCAAGUCAAAGGUGUCUGGAUCGGAAUGCUCUUUGGAGUAUUUGUUCAAACUUGCGUGCUUACCAUCAUGACUCUGAGAACAGAUUGGGAUCAACAGGUGUAUACUUCGUUGAGACGUUUAAACCGGUGGGUUGUACCAGAAUCUAGUGCCGUAAACAAAACAUCAUCAGAGGAAUAACUAAUUUGGAUUAUUCUUCAAAUUCACAUAAGAUGUCAUAUCAUUUAUACAUUAAAAAAAUCAAAGCAACCUUUUAAGCCUGCAAAGACAAGAAUGUAACAAUUGUUAUUGAAUUUAUGUCUCGUGGCAACUUGUAAUGAGAUCUUAAGUUUUUGAUUAAUAUUAGUGUUACUGGUUUAUGCCAAACAU
Eruca vesicaria subsp. sativa (arugula) is the source of this 1947-nucleotide messenger RNA. NCBI's taxonomy places the organism in Eukaryota, Viridiplantae, Streptophyta, Magnoliopsida, Brassicales, Brassicaceae. The record is from the annotation of a GenBank genome assembly.